Messenger RNA from Laccaria bicolor S238N-H82, 917 nucleotides. RefSeq lists its product as uncharacterized. The coding region runs from base 36 to 671 and encodes 211 amino acids. Gene Ontology annotation, biological process: exocytosis. Gene Ontology annotation, cellular component: recycling endosome. The record is from RefSeq and is a predicted model, not a curated record. Gene Ontology annotation, molecular function: GTP binding; GTPase activity. Lineage: Eukaryota; Fungi; Basidiomycota; Agaricomycetes; Agaricales; Hydnangiaceae. The transcript is spliced from 9 exons.
CCACAAUCCCAACCAACCACGCAGCAACAUCCACGAUGGCCGAAGGAAGCAACUACGAUUACCUCUUCAAAGUCGUACUCAUUGGUGACUCAGGUGUCGGCAAAUCCAAUUUGCUUUCAAGAUUUACACGUAACGAGUUUAACCUGGAGUCAAAGUCGACGAUUGGUGUUGAGUUUGCGACGAGGUCUAUUAAUGUCGAUGGGAAGACUGUAAAGGCGCAGAUUUGGGAUACAGCUGGUCAAGAGCGUUACCGCGCCAUCACAUCAGCUUACUACCGUGGCGCUGUCGGAGCUCUUCUUGUCUACGAUAUCGCCAAGCACGCGACAUACGUGAACGUCACCCGGUGGUUAAAGGAACUCCGGGACCACGCCGACUCGAACAUCGUUAUCAUGCUUGUGGGCAACAAGAGCGAUUUGAAGCACUUGCGAGCUGUGACGACCGAUGAAGCAAAGGCGUUUUCAACUGAGAAUGGGCUAUCAUUUAUCGAGACAUCGGCGCUGGACGCCUCAAAUGUCGAGAGUGCAUUCCAAACCAUCCUCACUGAUAUCUACCGCAUUGUCUCGAGUAAAUCGCUUGAAUCAUCUACAAACAACAUCGAGCCUCCCAAGGAAGGUAUCAGUGUGGGACCAUCUCUGGAUUCUACCGCAACCCAGGGCAGCAAGUGCUGUUAAAUUACAUUUCUUGCGGGGCUCGGGUAGGUGGCCUGGCGGUGGGCGUGUGUGUACUAGGAACGGGAUUUUUGUUUCUGGGUGUGUAUCCACAACGUACAGCUAAUUCCCGCAUGACAUUUUUUUUUUACGAUUUUGUCUUGUUCGUACUUGUAAUAUCCGACUGUGUUACGACCUCAUAUUUUUGGAGUAUGGUAGAUUGUGAGGUUAUGAAGACGAGCUAUGAGGAAAUCAUUAUGAGAUUUUUGU